Fusarium keratoplasticum is the source of this 2595-nucleotide messenger RNA. RefSeq lists its product as uncharacterized. Bases 1 to 2595 code for a protein of 864 amino acids. The transcript has a single exon. The record is from RefSeq and is a predicted model, not a curated record. Gene Ontology annotation, molecular function: protein binding. NCBI's taxonomy places the organism in Eukaryota, Fungi, Ascomycota, Sordariomycetes, Hypocreales, Nectriaceae.
AUGGCGACUCCUAACGAGGCAACCCGAGAAGCAAAGCGUGUUGUGGACGUUGCCCCAGAUGACCCUUACGAACGGGCAUUGUACCUGAACCGACUUGGGCAACAACUAAACAGCAAGUACUCAACGACGGGGUCAACAGGCCAUCUCGAUGAAAGCAUCCAGUUGCUUCAGGAAGCUGUCGAUGUCGCACCACUUGACCAUACAAACCGAGCCGUUUUCUUGGACAACUUGUCUAACCGGCUUCAUGACCGAUAUUUGAGGAAACGGUCCUUAUCUGAUCUUGAAAACUCUGUUUUGAUCAUGAGGGAUGCUAUAGAUGCCACAUCGGACAGUGAUCCGCACCUACCCCUAGUCCUCGACAACCUUGCAGUUAUGCUCAUGAACCGAUAUCGUGGGAGAGGCUUCGUGCGCGACCUUGACGAGGCUAUCGAUAUUAGCCGCCAGGCCGUGGAAACGAUUCCCAAAAGUGACCCAGCACGGGCUAACUGCCUGGACAAUCUGGGAGUGCAUCUCGGUUAUCGUCACUGGAGGGGGGGCCUCAGAUCCGAUGUCGAACCCGCCAUUGAAGAAGCCAUUUCCGUCGCGCGUGAAGCAGUGAGCCUUACUCCGGAAGACCAUCCAAGUCUAGCAGGCCGGUGGAAGAACCUGGGAACUCACUUGGGUCACAAAUACAUAUGGACCGAGUCAAAUAAUGAGCUGAAAGAGUGCAUUCAAUGUCAUCUAUCGGCUCUCAACCAAAGGCAAUCAUCGGCACUGGACCGAAUUACGGCCGCAAGAGAAGCACUCGCCUACUGCGCGGAUGUUCCUGACUGGGAGCAAGCCUACCAAGCUUCAUCCACAGCCGUUUCUCUUUUUCCGAAGCUAAUCUUUCGGUCGCUUCAUCAUUCUGACAGACUGCACAUGCUUGGGCAAGUAGCUGGGAUGGCAUCCGACGCUGCAGCCAUGGCCUUGAACGCCGGAAAAGACAUGUCUGUCGCCCUACGUCUUCUUGAAGAAGGUCGGGGCGUGCUUUCACGAUCCAUGGAAGAGAUGCGAAGCGACCUUGGGAGCUUGCGAGUCCAACAUCCACACUUCGCGGACGAAUUGGCCCGUAUCCGGAAUGCCCUCGACGAUCCUCUACAGUAUGAGCGACAACCUGAUGAUCCCAGAACAUCUUGGCAGAUCAAGUCGGAACGGCGACAAGAAGCAGACGAACAACUAGAGGACCUACUUGGCAGAAUCCGCAACGAACCUGGGUUCGAAGACUACCUCGUGCCCCCUUCGGCAGCAGAGAUGAAGAGUGCUGCCAAGCACGGUCCCAUUGUCGUCAUCAACGUGAGCCAAUUUCGAUGUGAUGCAAUCAUUGUCGAGCCUCACCAGCUGAGCUUAUUGCCUUUACCCAAGCUUACUCUGCGGGACGUCGAGGACCUUUACACAAUUCGAAGCCUCGAUGAGACACCCGUGCUGCUACGCCAAGAGUCCGUCUCUAAACGCAACUUUAACCUCUGGGAAGCCCUCUUGGAGAGAAAUGAGUGGGAGGGAACUAUGCCUGAGCCAGGGUGGAACAACCCGCAAAAACAACCGCAGGAUGCUCUGGGGUCACCAAAGGUCCUGAGUUGGCUUUGGGAAGCAGUCGCAGAGCCAAUCUUGAACGCCCUUGGGUUAACACAGACACCCACGGACGACAAUUGGCCUCAUGUCUGGUGGAUACCAACUGGAAUGCUUUCCAAGUUCCCAAUUCACGCAGCUGGCAAGUACUCCUCUGGCACCUCCGAGACGGUCCUGGACAGAGUUGUAUCUUCGUAUACAUCCUCCAUCAAGUCACUCAUCCAGAGCCGGCGUCGUCCGGCUGUAACUUCUGGUCCACAGCAUGCACUUCUCACCGCUAUGGAAAGGACCAACGCAAUUCUCGGAACUCUUCCGUACGCUACUCGAGAGGUGUCAGAAGUGCGCAAGUUUUGUAAAUCAAUGUCACUCAAUCCCAUCGAACCCAGACCACGGAAGAAGGAUAUUCUGCCACAUCUACGCAAUUGCACCAUCUUUCAUUUUGCUGGCCAUGGCAAGACCAACAGCGACGACCCCUUAAACAGCAAAUUACUACUCAACGACUGGCAGAGUGACCCUUUCACAGUCGGCUCACUCCUAGACGAGAAGCUUCAUGACAACCCUCCCUUUCUGGCAUACCUAUCGGCUUGUGAAACAGGACGCAUUGACAACGAGAGGUUUUCCGACGAGAACAUACACCUGGUUAGCGGAUGCCAACUGGCUGGUUUUCGUCAUGUCAUUGGUACCUUGUGGGAGGUUGAGGAUGAAUCUUGCGUCCAUGUAGCUAGAACCACAUACAAGACGAUCGAGAAGAACGGGAUGACGGAUGAGUCAGUGAGUCGUGGCUUACAUGCCGCUGCUCGGUUCCUUCGAGAUGAGUGGUCGAAGCGGCUCAUUAGGGUCUCACGGGGUGGUCAAUCAGCCAAGCGAAAGAGGUCAGAACUUCCAGCGGUGGUAGGAAACCCGGCUUUGGGAGAAAGGGGAAAUAGGGAUGUUCAUUCCUGCUCUGAUGACGAUGAUGAAGGGGCAGUGGGAUUGUACUGGGUGCCCUAUGUUCACUUCGGGGUGUAA